Messenger RNA from Erigeron canadensis, 3214 nucleotides. RefSeq names its product SART-1 family protein DOT2. The coding region runs from base 200 to 2866 and encodes 888 amino acids. Gene Ontology annotation, biological process: mRNA cis splicing, via spliceosome; maturation of 5S rRNA. Gene Ontology annotation, cellular component: U4/U6 x U5 tri-snRNP complex. The transcript has 13 exons. Lineage: Eukaryota; Viridiplantae; Streptophyta; Magnoliopsida; Asterales; Asteraceae. The record is from RefSeq and is a predicted model, not a curated record.
ACAUAUAUCACUCCGGACCUUUGAAAGACAAAUAAAUAAAAUUUUAAAAAAUAAUAAUAAUAAUUCGCAAGGUUUUAUCGCGAAGAACCCUAACCAACACAAAAUCAGUCUUCACAAUCCCUCAUUUUCGAUCUUCAUUCAUUUAUCGGUUGACUGUCUUGUUGGGUACGAUUCUUUGCAUUUGAUAUUCUAAGUCAAUAUGGAUAUGGAGCGGUCCAGUAGACAACGUGGGAGAAGUGUUGAGACUAGGGAUCAGGACGAGUCUCCAUUGGGUGAGAGGUGGAAGGGGGAAUACGAUGAUGUGGAAAACGAUAAAUCACGAGAAUCGAAGCAUCGUAGUAAGGAGAAAAGUAGGAGUAGUCGAAGAGAAGAGAAGGAUCACAGAAGUAGAGAUCGAGAAAAGUCAAAGGUUAGUGAGGCGUCUAAAGAGAGAGACAGAGAGUCUAAAGGCUCUUUGAAAGAUGGUGGGAGAGACCGAAGAAAGGAAGAUGGAGAUGAUCGUGAUAAGGAGCGGACCAGAGAUGAUCGUGAUAGGGAGAGGACCAGAGAUAGGGUGAGAGAAAAAGAAAAUGAUCGGGAAAAGUAUCGUGAUAGAGAGCGGGCCAAGGAUAAAGAUCGUGAAAAGGGAUCUGACAAAGGAAAAGAGAAAAUAAGAGAAAAGGAGAGAGAGAAAACAAAAGAUCGUGAGAAAGAUAGAGAUACACACGGGGACAAGGAUAAGGACAGGGACAGAGAGAGGAUUAGGGAGAGGGAAAGAGAUAAGGUGACCCGAAAGCAACAUGACGAGUCCCAUGAUAGAACUAAAGAUUCGGGAAAGGAUGUUGUAGAUUCAGAUUCCGAGGAGGGUCAGUACAAGGAUACAAGUAAGCAUGGUACUGGGUCUCAUCGUGACAGUGAUGACAAUCAUACGUUUAAGAAUGAAGCCAAAACUGUAGGUGAUCAUGGAGGAUCCCAGCCUUCUGCAUCUGAACUCGAAGAUCGCAUUAAGAGGAUGAAAGAAGAACGGAUGAAAAAGGAGUUGGAAGACCCUUCAGAUGUAUUAUCGUGGGUUAGUAAAAGCCGAAAGCUUGAGAAGAAAAAAGCAAUGCAAUUCUCAAAGAUGCUGGAGGAACAGGACAAUCAAGGAGACGAUGAAGAUGAACCGCUAGCUCGCCAGCACACAUCUCGUGACCUUGCUGGGUUCAAAAUCCUUGAUGGCCUUGACAAAGUGAUUGAAGGUGGUGCAGUUGUUUUGACACUGAAAGAUCAGAGCAUACUUGCCGAUGGUGACAUAAAUGAAGAGAUUGAUAUGCUUGAAAAUGUGGAGAUUGGUGAGCAGAAGCGGAGAAAUGAAGCUUAUAAGGCUGCUAAAAAGAAAACUGGAGUCGAUGAUGACAAGUUCAAUGAAGACCCUGGAUUUGAAAAGAAAAUGCUUUCACAAUAUGAUGACCCUGUUGUGAACGAGGGUGUAGUUCUUGAUGAAAGUGGGCGCUUUAGUGGUGAAGCUGAGAAAAAACUGGAGGAGCUCCGGAAACGGAUAGAUGGUGUAUCUGUGACCACUCGUUUUGAAGAUCUUACAUCAACUGGAAAGGUCUCAACAGACUAUUAUACUAGUGAAGAGAUGAUGAAGUUCAAGAAGCCCAAGAAAAAGAAAUCACUGAGGAAAAAGGAUAAAUUGGAUAUUGAGGCCCUCGAGGCAGAAGCUCGAUCAGCAGGGCUGGGUGCUGGAGAUCGUGGUUCACGGGCUGAUGGACAAAGGCAGGCCCAAAAGGAGAAACAAGAGAGAUCUGAGGCUGAAAUGAGAAGCAAUGCAUUCCAAUCUGCAUAUAUCAAGGCAGAUGAAGCAUCUAAAGCGCUGCGAAUGGAGCAAACUGUUGCUGUUCAAAAUGAGGAUGAAGAUACUUUAGUUUUUGGUGAUGAUGAUGAGGAUCUUCGUAAAUCGUUACAAAGGGCAAGAAAAGUUGCUCUUAAGCAGCAAGAGAAUGGGACAUCAUCUGGGCCCCAGGCAAUCGCUCUACUUGCAUCUUCCACAUCCAGCAAAGCAGAUGCUGAAAAUGUAGAGUUACAAGAAAAUAAGGAAUCUCAAGAAAAUAAGGUUGUUUUUACAGAGAUGGAAGAAUUUGUAUGGGGUCUUCAGCUUGAUGAAGAAGCUCAUAACCCUGAUGCUGAAGAUGUUUUUAUGGAGGAGGAUGUAGCACCUCCAUCAUCUGAUCAAGAGCUUAAAGGUAAAGAUGGUGUCUGGGAAGAGGUGAAAGAUACUAUUCAGGAUGAAACGAUGGCAGAUGAGCUACAAGAUGUGAAGCCAGAUGACACAAUUCAUGAGAGCUCACUUGGAAAAGGGUUAGCUGGUGCACUUCAGCUACUUAAAGAACGCGGAACUCUUAAAGAUACUGUUGAAUGGGGUGGUCGAAAUAUGGACAAGAAAAAGAGUAAACUCGUCGGCCUUGUUAACGAGAAUGAUGAUAAGAAAGAAAUCCGUAUUGAGAGGACGGAUGAAUAUGGACGAAUCUUGACUCCCAAGGAAGCCUUUAGGCUGAUUUCACAUAAAUUCCACGGAAAGGGUCCUGGCAAAAUGAAACAAGAAAAGCGGAUGCGCCAAUAUCACGAGGAGCUGAAGGUGAAGCAAAUGAGAAAUGCAGACACACCAUCGAUGUCCGUCGAGAGGAUGAGGGAAGCUCAAUCUAAAAUGAAGACACCUUACCUUGUUCUCAGUGGUCACGUCAAAUCAGGGCAAACAAGUGAUCCAAAAAGUGGUUUUGCAACCAUGGAGGACUUUCCCGGGAGUUUGACCCCCAUGCUUGGUGACAGAAAGGUCGAACACUUCUUGGGUAUCAAGCGCAAAUCUGGACCCGGGGAUAUGGGCCCUCCAAAGAAGCCUAAAACUUGAAAGUUGCUUGUUUGAGUUUUAGCAUCAAGAGAACCUAAGAUACAAAAAAUGAAGCAGAUACUUGCAAGAUCUAUUAUUGACUUGAGAGCUCAUGGUUUGUCAAUCUUAUAUGUAAAACCAUCUUCCAAGAUCGCAAGUGUUUAAUAUAGGCAUCCCCAACUACAAGUUUGGAUGACUUAUCUUGUCUCUUUUUCUCUCUUGUUUGUUCCUUUUGUAACCCACAUCGAAUCUUUGUAAUAGAUACAACAGAUGUGAGAAUCAAGGGGACAAGAUUGCCGAAUUCUUUCAAAUAGUUUUUGAAGAUGGUCAUUGAUGAAAUAAAAAGACAGGCGCAUUAUGCUAUUUUUA